Messenger RNA from Phialemonium atrogriseum, 2243 nucleotides. RefSeq names its product general substrate transporter. Bases 342 to 1991 code for a protein of 549 amino acids. Gene Ontology annotation, molecular function: carbohydrate:proton symporter activity. Gene Ontology annotation, cellular component: membrane. Lineage: Eukaryota; Fungi; Ascomycota; Sordariomycetes; Cephalothecales; Cephalothecaceae. The transcript is spliced from 4 exons. Gene Ontology annotation, biological process: carbohydrate transport; transmembrane transport. The record is from RefSeq and is a predicted model, not a curated record.
UGAGGCCCCGGGCGGGCUCAAGCGGGCGUGCGGUACCACCCCUACACAUUGCAUCGCAUCACAUAGAUCCACCCGGUGGCGACAGGGGUUGGCCUGCACAUGGCGGUACGCUUAAAGUACGUACAUGGAUGGGGCGACAUGGAAGAGCAAAGUAGCGACCCGGGGAAAGCCACCCACCACCAGUGAUCCAAAAAAUCAUAUAAUCGCAAGCAUUCCCCCGUGGUCGAGAUAUCUUCUCUCUUGCUCAUCCCGGCGCAUUCCUUUCCUUUCGCUAACCUCCUCCCCCUCCUCUUUUACUCGCAGAGCCUGCCGUCGACCAAGCACAUCGCCAGCUAGUCACCAUGGGAGAGAAGGAUGACAUCGUCGAUGCCGUCCACCGGGACAAUGACUUCGACAAUGACCACAAGAACCUUCAGACGAAGGUGGUCACGGGUCACGAGGCUUUCAACGAGGCCAUGAUCAAGGACCCCCCUCAGGCCUGGUCGGGCCCCCAGAUAAUGAUCUACCUCUUCUCCAUUGUCGGCUUCUUCUGCUCGACAAUGAACGGUUAUGACGGAUCCCUCAUCAACAACCUGCUCCAGAACCCCUACUUCAAGGCCGCCUACAACGUCGAGAGCUCGGGCAUCUGGGCUGGUAUCGUCUCGUCCAUGUACCAGAUCGGUGGUGUCGUCGCGCUCCCCUUCGUUGGCCCUGCAAUUGACGGCUAUGGCCGCCGAAUCGGCAUGUUCAUUGGUGCCACCAUCAUCAUCGUCGGUACCAUCAUCCAGGGCACAUCUCACAGCGCCGGCCAGUUCAUGGGCGGUCGUUUCCUUCUCGGUUUCGGCGUCUCCAUCGCCGCCGCUGCAGGCCCGAUGUACGUCGUUGAGCUGAAUCACCCCGCCUUCCGUGGUGUCGUGGGUGCCAUGUACAACACUCUGUGGUUCAGCGGUGCCAUCAUCGCGUCCGGGGCUGCCCGUGGCGCUCUCGACAUGCACAGCGAUGCGUCGUGGCGGUUGAUCACCUGGCUCCAGGCCCUCUUCUCCGGCCUCAUCGUCAUCCUCUGCUUGUGGCUCCCCGAGUCGCCGCGUUGGCUCUAUGUCAACAACAAGAAGGACAAGGCCCGCGACAUUCUCACCAAGUACCACGGCAAUGGCAACCCCGAGUCCCCCUGGGUCACUCUGCAGCUGCGCGAGUACGAGGAGCUCCUCGAUAUGGAUGGUGCCGAUAAGAGAUGGUGGGACUACCGGGCACUGUUCCGCUCUCGCGGCGCUGUCUACCGUCUCGGAUGCAACAUGGCCGUGACCAUCUUCGGUCAGUGGGCCGGCAACGCUGUGCUCUCCUACUUCCUCGCUGCCGUGCUCGAGACCUGCGGCUACACCACCCCCGUCGCUCAGGCCAACAUCACCCUCAUCAACUCGUGCCAGCAGUUCGCCUGCGCCAUCUUCGGCGCCUUCCUCGUCGACAAAGUCGGCCGUCGCCCCCUGCUUCUCUUCUCCUUCACCGGCUGCUGCGUCGUCUGGCUCGGCAUGACCAUUGCUGCGGCCGAGUUCGCCAAGUCCGGCGGUGGCCUCCACCCCGACGGCACCGUCACCCAGGGCUCCAACACCAACGCAUCCAAGGCGUCCCUGGCCAUGAUCUUCAUCUUCGGCUCCAUCUACUCCAUUGGCAUCACGCCCCUGCAGGCCCUCUACCCCGUCGAGGUCCUCUCGUUCGAGAUGCGCGCCAAGGGCAUGGCCUUCUCGUCCCUCGCCGUCAACGCCGCCGGUUUGCUCAACCAGUUCGCCUGGCCCGUCGCCAUGCGCAACAUCGGUUGGAAGACGUACAUCAUCUUCACUGUCCAGGACUGCGUCCAGGCCGCCGUCAUCUACAUGCUCAUUCCCGAGACCAAGGGCCGCACUCUCGAGGAACUCGACGAGAUCUUCAAUGCCAAGAGCCCCGUCAAGGCAUCGCUGGCGCGCAGGACCAUUGCCGUCACCGAACGCGGCGAUGUCGUCAAUGUUACCGACGCUUAAGUUCCCGUCUUGCCUUCCUUUGCUUGCGUUGGCUGAAACAAACCCCCCCCCCCCAAAACAUCCAUCUUCAUACAAUAAUGCCCGUCUGCUCGCUGCUCAGGCUUGCAUGUCGGCGGUGCUUGGGGGCAAUUCACCAUCUACAACACAGCAUGUGAAGGGGGUUUAUUGAGUUUGUAGUAGUUUGUGGCAGGACAGACUUCGCCGAAGCCUGUUGUUACCUAGUAUCCCUUUUAAUACCAAUGGAUAUUUAUA